AUGGCUUCCUGGUCACAGUGCACACGAAGCGCUCCUGUUGAGGGGUACAGUGAGAAUAAAAAUGUUUUUGGUGUUCGACUCCUGCGCCCGCCACGUUGCUGUUCAAGUGUCUGCUCAGAGAGCGCAACAAAAAAUGUGCGAUCAUAUAUCUACGCCAUUGAUCGUCUGAGCACGAAGCUUCGCAUUCCGCUCUCGGCGACGGAGCCGACACAGGCCCUGCAAGACGACGGCUUGGUGCCGGGAUUGUGCCGUCUCUACCUGGAGGGCCGCUGCCGGCAAGGGGACUUAUGCCACCAGGUUCACGCGAAUCCCAACGUGGUGGAGACAAUUAGGCAGGAGGCCUUACACGCACCCUCCUGUUGCCAUAUGCACGGUGCAAGAUGCAACUUCGAGUCCUUUCCUCUGGGUCUAACCUUCACCUUGGUGGAUGUCCUUAAGGAUAUUCCUAAAGGUCUAAAUUCAUCGAUGUCUAAAGGUAAUAAAGCUCAAAGUGAUAAAACUAACAAGGCUGAGGCUGACAUCAGUGAGAUGGAAAAAAGCCCUAAUGGCGUGGAGCAGAAAUCUGUGCAGCAGCCUUCGAAUAACACUGUUAUCUCGAUUCAUUCGCUCUGCCCGACCACUUACCUAUGGACCUUGUAUUCUAAUAACAUCAGCAGCCACAUCUACUUGCCGAAGAACAAGAUCUGUCGAGAGCAUCGCAAGGGGCUCUGCCGCUUUGGUGACGAGUGCAACUUCCUGCACGUGUGUCGUGAAAUACCCAUCGAUUCAUCUGUCGGAUCCGAUGGAGUCGCUGCUUUGCAUAGUCCAUCCAACUCUUCAAUGUUACUUCACCUUGACAGGUCCAGUGGAAAUCUUCAGCCUGAUGGUCUUGAUGCGUCGUGUAAGUGGCAUCAUUCACGUCAGAUCGGGCUUGCAGAAAGUUUAAACCAGGAAGGUUCACUGAUAGGCUCUUUUGCGAGCUUCAACGAGAACGAAGGCCGUCAGUUAACACCAGAGCAUGUUUCUUUAUACAAUGGUAUGCAUACUUCACAGAGCUUAAACGGAAGAUCCGAGCCUCUCUUGCGCCCAUCAAGUCUGAGAAGAGCUUCAACUAAUUUGACAAAAUCUUCUGUCUCGCAUAACCCAUAUUCGUUUUCUCUUCGAUGA
This is a messenger RNA of Phytomonas sp. EM1, 1146 nucleotides long. NCBI's taxonomy places the organism in Eukaryota, Euglenozoa, Kinetoplastea, Trypanosomatida, Trypanosomatidae. The record is from the annotation of a GenBank genome assembly.